Molecule: messenger RNA, 8026 nt
Organism: Nilaparvata lugens (brown planthopper)
Lineage: Eukaryota; Metazoa; Arthropoda; Insecta; Hemiptera; Delphacidae
Product: B-cell lymphoma/leukemia 11A
Biological process (GO): regulation of transcription by RNA polymerase II
Cellular component (GO): nucleus
Molecular function (GO): DNA-binding transcription factor activity; RNA polymerase II cis-regulatory region sequence-specific DNA binding
Source: RefSeq, a predicted model, not a curated record
GGUCUCCGAGCCGAGCUUAGCCGAACCCAGCCGAAUGGCCCGUGGACAGACGGUGUCUCUCACAGUCAGUAGUUGGACCUUUGCUCAAAUGGUCAUCGCUCCACCUAGAGACCGGUCACCCAUCUGACAACAUCCUACACCCACGUCGCUACGACUCUACUCCGUACUAUGGCUGAUAAUAAACUAUCCACAUCGCAACAGCCGUCAUCCUAACUCGGUAUGCGUUCGAGAACCACCGACCGCUUCCUCAGUGACGAGCACCUAUCAUCCGCAGGUGGAUUCCCUAUAUCAAGUGCUUACAUCCGUACACGCGGCUACUAAAUCAUGUGUGAUAGCUAAUCGACUUCAAAUUUUCGCUGUGUCAACCUUAGGAGAUGAACACACUUCAGAUAUUGUUCAAAAUCUAUAGUGAAAACCUUGUGAACGUACUCUGAAAAUAACAUUUUGUGAUAAUUUAAGAAUUUCUCAAAUUCGCAUUGAAAUAAUUAUAGAAAAUUCAUUCAUGAACAGAUGAUUAUGUGCGUGUGAGUUUUCCAAAAAUAUAGAAAUUUCACAGCUGUGCUAAAAUUUUACAGCUUUGUUUACGGUGAUAAUUUGAGAGGUAAACAAACUCACGGUAUAUCUGUUGUAGUGAGGUUAUUACAGAUUGAUCAUCUUAUUUUCAAAUAAGUGCAUAGAAUAACAACAACGAACUGUACAAAAUAUACGUGUAUCUACAUUUUUAGUGUUAUCACCAAGGAUUUGUCGGGUUAAUAAUGUACUAGAUACAUACAUUGAACCGUGUUUAUUGUUGUGUCACAUAGACAAAAAACAUUGUGAUUUUGUAUGAGGAUUUUUGUGAGUUUUGAGACAUGAAGACCAGAUUGAUAAUGAUAGAUCUUCAGCAGUAGUGUUGAUAAAAUUACCGAAACGACAAUGAGGAUUAAAAUGCCGGCCGUUCGCAUCGCUCAAGCGGAUGCUGAGGCCGGCGCACUAAUGGGCGGCCAGGACAUUCUGACGUGCGGCGUGUGCCAGAAACCGUUCGCCCUAGGCGACAUCGUCAAGUUCAUCCAACACAAGGUGCUCACCUGCAACAAGGAGAACUACUCCUGUCUGGAGCAAGCCACUUCCAACCACCUCGACUCUGGAGACAGCGACGACGGCAGCCAGCAGCAACCCCUAGGCGUCGUCAACACGCGACGCCCCUCCAUUUCGGCGCCCAUGAAGAAGGCGUCGUCGCCCAGGGUGCUCUGCACUCCGUCGCCGCCCGAGGACCCCGUCUGCUCGACGCCCAUCAAGGACGACCCCCAAGGCGCCGAUGAUCUCGAUUGUGAGGCCGGUGCUGGCAUCAGGCCGCGCCGCAUCAAGGAGGAGCUCGACAGUUCGGCGGACGAAGCGGGACUGAAAAAGAGCCGGACCGAUGUGGCUGAUGCUGAAUCAAACACUACGCAUUCUGAACCGAGCAACUACGUGUGCUCAACGUGCAAACAGCGACUACACUCGGCCUGGCGCCUGGUGCAACACGUGCAGACCAGUCACGGCAUCAAGAUCUACGUGGAGUCGCCGGGCUCGUCGCCCAAGAGCAACAACUGUUCCACAUCCUCCUCCUGUUCCACGAGCUCAUCGGCGUCGGGAAACGGGAACGGCGGGCCUACCCUAGCAGGGGGUGCAGCACCUCUGCAACUGCAGUCAAGCCGGCAGUUGCAGUUGGCGGCCUCUUCACCCCUGGUAGACCCGCUACCGCAUCAUCCACUGGUCCCUCACCACCAUCACUGGUCCCUCAGGAUGCCGCCGCCGCCGCCUCAUUCAGGAGCAGCUACCCCUUUCCCCCCUACCCACCCCCCGCCGCAUGGGGUGCCCUCUUUCGCCCGCCCUUCUAGUCAUCACGAUCCCCACCAUCACCACUUCCGCAUGGAGCAGCUGGUCUCCGAGCAGUUCCGUCACCACGGCAUCAACCUCGCCGCUGCCGCCGCGGCAGUCGCUGCAGCCAACGCUGCUCCCCCCACCUUCCCUCCAACACCCCUCUCCACCACACCUCCCACCCCCUCUCGACAACCACCACCACCACCUCCCACCCUCUCACUGCCCCUAGAACCGCAGCUCGACUUCUACUCGCAACGCCUACGCCAACUUGCAGGCACUACUAGUCCCGGUGCAGUCGCCAACGGUGGUUCUUCAUCACCAUCACCCCGCAAACUCACCCCACCAUUCACUAGUCCCACUCAGAACCCAGCCACCCCUCUACCACCACCCUCACCCAUCAAUCCCACACCCAACAUACCUACCACAAGUGUUGGCAGUGGCACCCACAGCAACCCACCCCUAAACAACAACAACAACAGUGUCAACAACAACAACAAUGAUCACUUGAGUACCAACAACAAUAAUGUGACGUCAUCACCGGAAGAAAGUCAAAUACCUCGACCUACGAUCAGUCUCACACCACCAGAGAAACACUCUCAACGUGCUGACUCACCUACAAGCAACUCGAUCGACCUGACUUCCACACCGCGUUCAGCAUCAACCCCUCCUAACAGCGAAAAACCGGCUGAUUUUUCACUAAACUCAAGUUCCGCCAACUCUGCUGGUGAUAAGUCGAUCAGAGCCUGCGAGUACUGUGGCAAGAAAUUCCGGUUCCAGAGCAAUCUAGUUGUGCACAGGCGAACGCAUACAGGGGAGAAGCCCUACAAGUGUUCUGUAUGCAACCAUGCCUGUUCACAGAGCUCCAAACUCAAGAGACACAUGCGGAUACACAGAAUGUCCAGUAGAACCAAUUCCGGUGAAGAUGGCAAUGGUGGUAACAACUCAGCUGACCAGAUGUCCACUGGAUCGGUUGAGACUCUGGAUGAUGAGUGUGAGGAGGAUGAAGAUGAGGAGUUGGAGGAUGAGGAGGAGGAAGAAGAGGAAGAGGAGGAGGAGGAUAUGGAGUGUGAGGAGGAAGAGGAAGGGGAUGAGGAUGAUGAUUUGGGUGGUGAUGCACCAGAAGAUUUGACAACUAAAUCAACAUCAUCAACACCACCCAACACCGGUGAACCCAACAAAAUGUCUUCCAGUACUCCUAGACCCACACCUACUGCUACCCCACUAGACAAGGUGGCAACAUCUGGAUCACUCGUUGGUGAACUCAUGGAUAAGUUUGGACUGAGCAAUAUCCAGCAGUACAGUGAAGCCUACAAGCAAGCUCUACAAGAAAGUGUGGUUGGUCCACAUCAACUACACAUCUCCAAAAAAGAUGACCUCAUUCACAGAUCACCAAUCAUCCCAGACAACAACAACAAGCCUUCCACUCCCACUGGUAGAAUACCUGAGAAUGGAAUGUCUGUGAAAUCUGCUGCUCUGAGGAUCAGGGAGGAGUUUGCAAAGAACUUGAUCUCAGGUCAGCCUCCCAUGGAUCUAGUGUCUGGUCAUCAUGGUAUCUUUGGUCACAAUCCAUUUGAGAAUCCCUUUGAUGCCUCAAGUAAGAGAUUGAAACUGGAUCUGGAGAACCAUCAUGGACUGGGUAGAGUGCCAGGAGAUAGGGAUAGCUUGUAUGCUGGACUGUGGCUACCAGCUAUGUCAGCUCACCACAGAGACCAGCUUUUUCCUGGGGAGUCACCCAUGGACAUCCUUUCUUCAAGAUCAAAGAUGAAUUCUGAGCUGAAGAAUGGCCCGAAACCAGGACCCAGUGCAUCUCUCGCGGCUGCGGCUGCAGCAGCUUUGAACCUCGGGUUACCAGGGCAGCAGAUAAAGAAGGAGAACCGCAGAAACGAUACUUGCGAGUAUUGUGGAAAGGUUUUCAAGAACUGUAGCAAUUUAACAGUUCACAGAAGGUCUCACACAGGGGAGAAGCCCUACAAAUGUGAGUUAUGUUCCUAUGCCUGUGCGCAGAGUUCAAAGCUGACCAGGCACAUGAAGACACACGGCAGGCUGGGCAAAGAUGUCUACCGGUGUCGCUUCUGUGAGAUGCCUUUCUCGGUGCCCUCCACACUGGAGAAGCACAUGCGCAAAUGUGUGGUCAACCAGAACAACAAGGCCGGUCACCUGUUACCAUCGAUUCUGAGUGGCGAUGAGGAUUCGAGCGCCUCAGCAUCCAAGGACACCACAUGACUUUUCCCCUGGGGUGGUUUCCGCCAGCUCACUAUGCAGAGCAUCUACUGAGGGCUGUGGAGACUCACCCCCCACACGUGGUCUCUGCCAAGCCACUCACCCAAACAUGGAUGUCAACAUGUACCCAGGUACAGGUGUCCAAACUUUUCAAACUACUGAAGCAUCACCUCUAAUAUGUGGCUGAAAUAAUGCACAUGCUUGCAAUAUAAUUGAAACGUCAUAUACCAUACAUAUCUAUAUUGAUUUUUGCAACAGUUGUUCUUCCAACAAAUUCAAAUUAUUCUUCCAUUCAAUGGAAUCAAUAAUUUUCAUCUGAAAUCUCCAUUUACUUAACUAAAACUUCAUUAUUUAAACUGCACUUUCUAAAAAUGAUUUCUCAUACAAUUCACUCACAACACAUUCAUAGUUUUUGUUCAAUUAAUGAUGUGAUCGCCGAAAGUCUUCAUUGUUAAUCUUGUCUACUAGUCGAACCAUGUGGAACUGAAAUCAUGAGAAUGUUUCUGAUAUGACUAUAGUUAUUGUUAACAAUAAUUUCACAUUUCAUGGAAUUCUGUAUGAUAUGAUAAUCUACUACACAAUGUUUGUAGACAUCAAUCAUUGUUAUUUUGAUGUAGUUCUCAUCAUGGAAAAUAGAGUCUUCCUGCAAACGUUUGAUUUGCAUCUUUGUGAAGAUGUUGAUUAAGUUAUUCAUGGGUAUUCACAAUGAUGAAUGUUUUCUGUAUACUGGAUCCAUGAAUAUCUCAAAUUCUGAUUGUAUUCAAUCAUGUGGGAAUCUAGAAAUGCAUAUAUGUUGAAAGCAACUUUCAAAGUCUCAUUUUUCGUGAUAGAAAAUUGAUGGGAAGUCACAUGGUACUUACGUAAUAUUGAGAGAUUUAUUCUCAUCUCCAAAUUUAAAUUUAUUUAUGUGAUGGUAGUAGCUUCUGUAGAGCGACUCCCCUUUAACUCUCACAUCCAACAUCUUGAAUCAUUUAUUGAUGAGAUGAAAAGGGAUAUAAUCGUAAAAUUAUUUUUUGUAAAUGGAAAUGCUCUUUUAUUAAUUAAAUUAUUGAUGUCCGUAACUGAUACCAAAGUAAAAUAUUUUAAAUGAUUGUAUGAUAUAAUUGUAUUAAUUCAGUACUUAAAAUUUGUUCGAUUCUGUUGAGAUAUUGUUGAAAGUUUUUCUGUUUUGUAAAUACCAAAAAAUCAAGAGCGAUAAUUGUGUUAACCUGGCAAUCUCUUCCAAAACACUUGGGGUCAAAGAAAUUUCAAUCAUGAUGCCAUCAAAAUCAAGAAGAGUUUUCAAUAGUUACAGCAAAAAUAUUGAUCAAAGUACUGAGAGCUUUUAAUUAUUAUUUGAAACUAUUUAGAAGCUUAAGUUCUCUCAAGAUUCUAGAAAUUCCUAUACAUUCUCAGAAUGUACUGACUAUUCAACAUUCCAUGAAAUGAGCAUUUUUAUUCAAUAAAUCAUGAUUCCAUAUCGAAGACUGCUUUGUAUAACGUAAUAUUUUUAUUAUCAUAUAUUCGGGUGCUCUUGAUUUCAAUUCUACUAUAUUAUUUCCAUUGUAUUUUGUAAAUAAAAGUAUUACCGAUAUUGUAUAAUACUGAUUGGGAACGUCAUUGUAUUUUGUUAUAUCAUGAAUAAUCAAUCAAAGUUAGUGAAUAUUGAGUUUGAAUAGAUUUUUGAAUUUAUUUUAUUUUUGAAAUACUAUUAUAUUGUUAAUUGUAUUUUAGUUUUAUCUCAGUUUUUGUUAUUGGGUUGUACUUCACUUAUAAGGCUUUGGACUCGGAUUCCCAGCCUGUUUGUCUGUUAUAUUUUUGGGUAUUUUGUAUUUAUUGUUGUAUUAUCACUAUUAUUAUGGCUACUACUAUUAUUAUUAUUAUCAAUGUAAAACUCGAGUGUAAAUGUAUGUAUAUCCUUGAACUCUCAUGAAUAUAUGUGUGUAAAUAUAGAAGAUUGUUAUCGUAUUCAAUUUUAAUACUGAAGAGAAAGACAAUUGUAAAUACAUAAUAUUAGUUGGAAAUUUCGUAAUGGAUGUACCCCUAAUCAAGGAUUCCAAAAACGAAUCCGUUUCCUAUGAAAUAUAUAUAUCUUCGGAACUUCAAUACGUACUUAAAGCAUGGAAUUGACGUAAAAUCAUAACUUGAAACUUAUUUUCAUUUCCUAAUAUCAUUUUCCAUGGGCCACCAGAAUUUAUUGUUAUUGAAACAUUUCAGUGUAUUCAGCUUUUUCAAUAAAAAACAAUCUUAAAUAAAAGAAUUUAAUUUUUUCACACCCGUUAUUUCUAAUUUUCUUGUUAUUAAUAGUUCUUGCCUUCAAUGAGGAAAAAUCAUUUCACAAAAAAUUAGGACAUUCACAUGUACAUGACAUCCUAUGGAUAAUAAACAAAAUAUAAAUCAACAGUUCUUAUUCAGAAGAGAGAUGUCAAAAAAUUGUAUUGGAAGUAGAUUUCAAAAAAUAUUUCUGAUAGUGUACUUUGAAUCUGUAUAAAAUAGUUCAUUGGAGAGUUUGAAUUUGACACUAUACAUCCAUAGGAUGUCAUGUACCGAAAGUUUUGUGAGGUUAUUUUUCCAAUCCAUGAGUUGCCCUAAUACAGUAUCAUCUUCAAUUUCCUCUCAAUAAUUGAAAAACUACUAGAAUCGUUCUACCAUUUCUAGAAAGCACUCACAGAUUUGAACCUAUACUCUUUGUACUGUUUUUUUAUCCUCACCGAUAGUAUUCGAUAAAAAAUAGAGUCAUUUUUAUUUUAUGAUGAAGGUAACAAGCUGGAUUGAUACUGAUUGAUAAAAUUCAAAACAUUCCUUUUUCAAAUUUUUUCGACAUUUUUACUGCACACUUUGUCUUGGCAUUCCAGUCUACUCUGAUAAUACAAUGGUCAUUCCAACGUCUAGAUGACUCAUCAAUGUCCUUUUUUGAAUUUUAAUUUUUCAAGGUGUAUAAAUAGUGAACGAUCUGUGUCUCCAUACCAUAAAUUCCUAAUCAGUGGUUUUCAAAAUUUUGUAGUCUCUUGUAAAAACAGUAUUAUAAAUGUCUCUAUAUAGGUCCUCUCCACUAUAUACGUCUUUCCUAUAUUAAAUUGACUUCCAUUAAAAUAUAGUAUUCUACACAGGGUAAUUAAAAAAUGAACAGAAGUAUAAAUAAAUAAUCACGGCGAUUAAUAAUGACGAUGCAGAUAAUAAAUAAUAUGAUGUAGAUAAAUGUAUGUCAGGUCAUUUUAUAUAGUUCCAAAAAAGUAUCAAUAUAUUGCUGUAAAAAUAGAUAGUUGAUCUUUGUGAUGUCGAAGUAAUAUCUAAGGGAGAUGACCAUUCUCAUCUCAAUUUUAAUAACAAACUAUAUUCGAAGAUUCAUUCAUUGAAAUCUGCUUAAGUUCCUCUCGAGUGUUUUAUAUUAGUGUGGAAAAAUGUGAUGAUGCUCACAUAUAACUUGUAAAAAAUUAUCAAUGAUCACUCAUACAGGCUGUUGAGAAAUAAUUCAUCAGAGCGAGUUAACACUGAUUUUUAGCCUAUCCCUUAUCAUUUUUCUCAUAAAUACAAGAUCCUUCUAAUCUGGAAUUGAUUAAAAUCGUGAUUCGCAGCUUCAUGAUCACAAAUAGUGUAUUUUUACAAACUCCAUUACAGCUCUCAGAACAUCAAUCUUCUGAUAUAGUUUUUCGAAAAUAGAUUCAACAGCCUGUAUUCUGUGAUCAAACCUUGAAACUAGAUUAAAGUCAUCAUUAUAAUAUAAGACACAUUAUUUAGUAUUCGAAAAUCUAUUCUGUGUACUAGGUUUACUGUGAAAUGGAUAUGAGUUGUUUCUUUCUCGCCUAUGAAUAAUAAAUAAAAUAACAUUUCUCAAUUGUCCAUACUUUAUUUAUUAUUUAUUGUGUUAUAUUUGAGUCUUGAUUAUUGCUAUUACAUAAUUAUUGUACAUUCAAUGUACCAAAUUUAUUUAAAAAUUGAAAUUGUAGAGUUGUGUAUUUAUGGAAAAAAUGAUUGUGAAAGAUAA